AUUUAUUAAUUCCAGCCCCACCACCUGCUGCUUGAUAUUUAUUCAAUCUUCACCUCUUCUUCCAAACACUAUAGCAAGCAUCGAUCACUUUAAAAUUACCAUUUGGUGAUGGUGCCCGUUGUUUUGUCUCUCUUAUUCUUCUCAUUCUUUAUUGGGGGUUCUGAGGGUCAGCUUCAAGUGGGUUUCUACUCCAACACAUGUCCUCAAGUAGACUCCAUUGUCAAUGCCAUUGUUAGAGACGCUGUUCUCUCUGACCCCAACAUGGCUGCUGUCUUGCUCAGACUUCAUUUUCAUGACUGCUUUGUUGAGGGAUGUGAUGGUUCGAUUCUGAUCGACAAUGGUCCACAAUCUGAGAGACAUGCAUUUGGACAUCAAGGGGUUAGAGGGUUUGAAGUGAUAGAAAGAGCCAAGGCACAGUUGGAAGGGUCUUGCCCCGGCGUGGUUUCUUGUGCAGACACAGUGGCAUUGGCAGCCAGAGAUGCCAUAGUCAUGGCAAAUGGACCAUCAUAUCAAGUUCCAACAGGGCGAAGAGAUGGGUUGGUUUCCAAUGUUUCGCUAGCAGAUGACAUGCCAGAUGUUAGUGAUUCAAUUCAGCUACUCAAGACCAAGUUUAUGAACAAGGGCCUCACAGUGAAAGACCUUGUUCUUCUCAGUGGUGCACAUACUAUUGGAUCUACAGCGUGCUUCUUUAUGACUAGAAGACUGUACAACUUUUUCCCAGGUGGUGGAGGAUCAGACCCAGCAAUUAGUCCAAACUUUCUUCCAAAGUUAAAGGCAAGGUGCCCUGUGAAUGGAGACGUUAACGUUCGGUUAGCCAUGGACGAAGGGAGUGAGCAUAAAUUUGACGUAAACAUUCUGAAGAACAUAAGGGAAGGUUUUGCUGUGCUAGAAUCUGAUGCCAGGCUCAAUGAUGACAUAGCCACUAAGAAUGUCAUUGACUCAUACUUUUCACCCUUUGGUCCAUUGUUUGAACCUUCUUUUGAGGCUGAUUUUGUUGAGUCUGUUGUGAAUAUGGGACAAAUUGGUGUCAAGACAGGUUUUCUUGGAGAGAUUAGACGUGUGUGCUCAGCAUUCAAUUGAACUAAAUAUGUACUGAACAAUUGAUCAUAUAUUUAUAAUAAAAUGUGUGAUUUCGAUCUGGUUAUCU
Molecule: messenger RNA, 1147 nt
Organism: Cajanus cajan (pigeon pea)
Lineage: Eukaryota; Viridiplantae; Streptophyta; Magnoliopsida; Fabales; Fabaceae
Product: peroxidase superfamily protein
Biological process (GO): hydrogen peroxide catabolic process; response to oxidative stress
Molecular function (GO): peroxidase activity; heme binding
Source: RefSeq, a predicted model, not a curated record